Messenger RNA from Fusarium proliferatum ET1, 1626 nucleotides. RefSeq names its product putative maltose permease (MalP). NCBI's taxonomy places the organism in Eukaryota, Fungi, Ascomycota, Sordariomycetes, Hypocreales, Nectriaceae. The transcript has a single exon. Gene Ontology annotation, molecular function: carbohydrate:proton symporter activity. The record is from RefSeq and is a predicted model, not a curated record. Bases 1 to 1626 code for a protein of 541 amino acids. Gene Ontology annotation, cellular component: membrane. Gene Ontology annotation, biological process: carbohydrate transport; transmembrane transport.
AUGGCUGCUAUCACAGACGACAAGGUUGCUAGGGUCAGCGAAGAUGACCAUGCGCCAGAUUAUGGUACGGUCAAAGACGCAUCCAUCGCAAAGCAAGCUGCAGAAGAGGAACACAACCUCACGUUGCUGCAAGCCAUUCGGAAAUAUCCCAAGGCCGUCAUGUGGUCGGUCCUUCUCUCCACCUCGAUCAUCAUGGAGGGUUACGAUAUCGUUCUUAUCUCAUCCUUCUUUGCCCAACCAUCUUUCCGAGAGCAUUAUGGAAGCUACCAGCCCAAAAGCAAUUCCUGGCAAAUCACAGCUUCCUGGCAGAAUGCACUUUCGAACGCCGUGAGCGUUGGGACUAUUAUUGGCGCGUUUGCCAAUGGUUACUUCACAUAUAAGUUCGGCUACCGCAAAGUACUUCUUACUUCCCUGGUUGCCAUAUGUGGUUGCAUCUUUAUCUCGUUCUUCUCGCCGAGUCUUCCCGUCCUUCUUGUUGGCCAGUUCCUUUGCGGUAUCCCAUGGGGCGUUUUCGCCACUAUGGCUCCUGCAUAUGCAUCAGAAGUCUGCCCCAUGGCAUUAAGAGGAUAUCUGACUGUCUAUGUCAAUCUAUGUUGGGCCAUAGGACAGCUGAUUUCUGCUGGAGUACAAGCAGGCUUCUCGAAUACGACCGGGCAUUGGUCCUACCGAAUCCCUUUCGCAAUCCAAUGGGCGUGGCCCGUCCCUUUAUUCAUCGUCCUUUUCUUCGCCCCCGAGUCCCCCUGGUUCUACGUCCGGAUCGGCGAUUACGAAAACGCUGAGAAGUCAAUCACCCGCCUAAGUUCCUCAACAACUCCUGGUCAUGCAAAGCAGGCUCUUGCCAUGAUGAUACAUACCAAUGAGAUUGAAAAGUCCAUCGACCAAGGUACUUCGUAUCUGGAUUGUUUCCGUGGGGUUGACCGACGCAGAACCGAGAUUGCCUGCAUGGCCUUUGCUGCCCAGCCCUUUUGUGGAUCUUCCAUGGGUGGCACUCCGACUUUCUUCUUCGUGCAGGCUGGUUUACCUGAGUCGAUUUCUUUCAGAAUGUCUGUUGGUGGUCUUGGGAUUGCGUCUGUGGGCACAAUCAUAUCAUGGUGGCUGCUUCCCCUGGGUCGACGUACAUUGUAUCUUUGGGGGCUUGGCUUGCUCACAGCUGUGCUGAUGAUUGUUGGAUUCAUCAGCGUAGGUGCUGGAGACUCCCAGGGAGGAAACUAUGCGCAAGCCAGCAUGAUGCUCAUAUGGUUGGGCGUUUAUUACAUGACUGUUGGACCUGUUUGUUACGCAAUCAUCUCGGAAGUUUCUUCGACCCGACUGAGAAACAAGUCUGUUUGUGUCAGCCGAAUUGCCUAUUACAUCGCUCAGAUCAUCUGUAAUGUCGUCAACCCUUAUAUGCUCAACCCGACCGCAGGAAACUGGCGCGGCAAAACUGGCUUUUUCUGGGGAGGCUGCUCUUUUGUCUUCUUCAUUUGGACGUUUUUCCGCCUUCCUGAAACCAAGAACAAAACAUUUGAAGAACUUGAUCUUUUAUUUGCUAAUAAUGUGGCGACCCGCGAGUUUGCCAAGUACAAGGUGGAUGCGUAUGCUGAGGAUGAUAACGUCUUGACCGUUCAAGAUGCUGCUCGCCGUUGA